Molecule: messenger RNA, 963 nt
Organism: Aspergillus udagawae
Lineage: Eukaryota; Fungi; Ascomycota; Eurotiomycetes; Eurotiales; Aspergillaceae
Exons: 2
Coding region: 1-963 (320 amino acids)
Source: RefSeq, a predicted model, not a curated record
AUGGCACAGGACCAAGCACCCAAAGACCGAGCACCCAAGGACCAACAUCGCAAGGUACAUCUUCGCAAGGUACAUCCUCCCAAGCAACAACCACCCAAGCAACAACCACCCAAGCAACAACCACCCAAGCAACAACCUCCCAAGCAACAACCUCCCAUAAGGAUAAUGACAGCAAGGGAUCAGAUGAUGAUAACAAUGAGGAUGAUGAUGGCGAUGUUCCAAGUCUCACUGCAUCAACAUGGAAGACAGAAAUGCUCAACCCCAGACAAAAGAUCCUCCUCGAGAAGAAGUCAGAUGUAUUUGUCUCGCAAGCCAGAACAGUCUGAAGAGUUACAAGGACCCACAACCCACCCGGCAACCGGUGACAAGACAGAAUCUCUUAUUGACGUCGGCGGCGAGAUAAUCAAGUCCCUUGAGCAGCAGCAAACAUCGGAUCCGUCUGGACCUCAUAUGCCCACCCCAGACAAUACGGGAGAACUUGACGACGUCAUGUCUCGUACUCCAAAGAAGAAACAGAAGGACAUUAAAGUGUUGGCAGCUGUUGAGAAACGAGUCAAAUCUGCACAGCAAGCUGCUCAGGGCUUGACUUACUCCCCUUUCUUGUUCAUGCCUGACAAAUAUCGAGUGGCGGACAUUGACCAUACCAGCAUGAUGCAUAUCCCAAUAUCCAUCCCAUAUGCCUUGGUCACCGGCCUACCAUCCAACCAAGUGAUGGGCAUGAUCCCUCCCGCCGUCGUACACAUGAAGAUCUCAUCGCAGUUAUACGCCAUUUCAACCGGAACCAUCUCAAGCCGCAUCUCAAAACCCUUCGCUUCGGCAACCUCCAUCACACUACGGCGCGUUACGAUCACCUCGAAGAAGGCAUUGGAUGCCGCUUUUCACUACCAUUUCCACCAGGAUCUGCUUGAACUGCUCGCGGGGCAAGGGGAGCUUGAGCCGGAGUUUCGCGCAGCUGGUUUCUAG